AUGGCCAACGCGUCAGAGGUCCCAACAUCGAGUUUGACGUCGACUACAUUGAUCACAUAUCCGGCUAGGGAUGACCAAACCCCCGAAAACUCAUCGGCAGCGGCGAGCUCGAGCCAAGCAAGCAAGGCGGCGCCUAGAGCACAAGUCAAGGAGAGACUAUACAUUGGAAAUCUUCAUCCUACAGUCGAUGAGUAUACACUCAUACAGCUGUUCUCUCGCUUUGGAAAGAUUGCCAAGCUGGACUUUUUGUUCCACAAGGCUGGUCCGAUGAAAGGCAAACCGCGUGGAUAUGCAUUCGUCGAAUAUGCAGAUGCGGAAAGUGCAGCUAAGGCUCUCCAUGCCUGCAAUCAAAAGUUGCUGCGAGGACGAAAGAUUUCGGUAACAUUUGCAACUCAGGCACCUGAUUUCUCAACAUCCGGCCGACCCAGAAUAGGAGAGGUUAAGACAACAUCUCUUUCUCUUCUCAAGACGCCAAGUAAGCCAAUGGGAACCGAGAGCAAAAUUGCCGCGUUGGAAGCGAAACUCAAGCAAAUGGAGCAAGAAAAGCAGACAGGAUUUGGAGAUGCCGAACCAACGGGACAAUCCAGCUUGCCGUCUAGACCGGCACAUCUACCUCCAAAGCCGCGUGGCUGA
Molecule: messenger RNA, 633 nt
Organism: Serendipita indica DSM 11827
Lineage: Eukaryota; Fungi; Basidiomycota; Agaricomycetes; Sebacinales; Serendipitaceae
Source: the annotation of a GenBank genome assembly